Clonostachys byssicola is the source of this 1083-nucleotide messenger RNA. The record is from the annotation of a GenBank genome assembly. Lineage: Eukaryota; Fungi; Ascomycota; Sordariomycetes; Hypocreales; Bionectriaceae.
AUGCCUACACACGGCGAGGCAACUGAUGGAAAAUGGUGGAAGAAAAUCACGACACGGCUGAUGGCCCAAGCCACGAAAGUCAAACACGAUGGCGAGAGCGACAAGCGACAGCAACGCGCCUCGCAGCAGGAUCAAACACUUCAGCCGGCGACAACGAUGGAUACUAACAAAGUCACAUCUUGUAGCCCUAUUGUAGAUCCAGAAACGCCACAUCCCCUUCCGUCGCAAUCUACUCAGAACAACCCUUAUGGCAAGAGAGUAGAUUCGCUUCGAAAUCGACGAGCGCGCAACCCGGCCGCCACAUGCGAAGCUGAAACCCUGGGACCAAGUACUUCCGUUGAAGAGCAAACAAGGUUAUAUGCUGCCCUCGCCCAUGCAACCCACGAAGGAGACGAAGAAUUAGUGCGGACGCUAUUAGUUGAUUCGGGGGCGCGAGUGCUUCCAGGCCCAUCUGAGCCAACCAGAGAUUGCGGUAGCUUUCGUUGCACAAUUCAGCCCAGCCCUUUGCACGAAGCUAUCUCCAUGGGACAUACCAAUCUUGCGAGCCUUUUACUUGAUAGAUUCGUGCUCAAUGGCGGCCAGCACGGCGGGCCAGCCAGUGGAUCCGAGAAGAGGAAGUUGGCCGAGAUGAGGGAUGUGAAAGGGAGGACACUUCUGGCUACCGCUUGCGUAGCAGGGAAUGCAGAAGUGGUUAAGAAAUUAUUGGAUAUAGGCGCCAAAACCGAAAUUCGCGACAGAAAUGGCCUCACCGCACUCCAUUUAGCUGCCCGGUCUCCCACGCCCUCUCCCUCUGUCGUCAAGUUAUUGAUUGACUAUGGGGCUGACAAGAGUGCCAGAGAUGACAGUUGGAUAACACUUUUGCAAGAUGCCGAGAACAACUUGCUGCCCGAAGAAGUGGCCAUUCUUCUAAGGCCAGCCGCCUUGCCUCCUCAACCAAAGCAGCGCAGGAAAAGGCCACGGGUUCCUCUUCCCAAGGCCAAUAUGGACCACCAAUCAGUGGAUUCGAAUGAUGGGAAACAGGACAAACAAGACACAUCGUGGUUAGACGGGGUGGUGAUACGCCACAGCGAGCGAGAGGUCUAA